AAUCCAGCUGCCAAACCCCUGGCCGGGAGAGGCUGGGAGGACUGGCCACCAUGCACAUCUCCUGCAGUCCACUGCUGCUGCUGCUGCUGCUGGCCGCCACUGUGAGUCCCAACGGCGCCCUCAGUGAUGAUGAGAAACGUGCAUUGGUGGAGCUGCACAACCUCUACCGGGCCCAGGUGUCCCCACCUGCUGCGGACAUGCUGCAUAUGAGGUGGGACGAGGAGCUGGCCGCCUUCGCCAAGGCCUACGCGCAGCAGUGCGUGUGGGGCCACAACAAGGAGCGCGGGCGGCGCGGGGAGAACCUGUUCGCCAUCACGGAAGAGGGCAUGGACGUGCCCCUGGCCAUGGAGGAGUGGCAUCACGAGCGCGAGCACUACAACCUCAGCGCGGCCACCUGCGACCAGGGCCAGAUGUGCGGCCACUACACGCAGCUGGUCUGGGCCAAGACGGAGAGGAUUGGCUGUGGCUCCCACUUCUGUGAGAAGCUCCAGGGUGUUGAGGAGAUCAAUAUCCAAUUGCUGGUUUGCAACUAUGAGCCCCCGGGGAACGUGAAGGGAAAGAGACCCUACCAGGAAGGGACUCCGUGCUCUCUAUGUCCCUCUGGCUACCGCUGCGAGAACUCCCUCUGUGAACCCAUCACAGACCCAGAAGAGGCUCAGGAUUUGCCUCACCCGGUAACCGAGGCCCCAGCUUCCCAGACAACCCAAGCUUCAGGCUCUAGGAAAAGCAGUGUCCCUUCUUUCCUGGCAACGGAAACUCCAUCCUCCUUGGUAACAGAGGUCUCAGGCCCCCUGGCAACCAAGGCUCUACCUGCUGCAGAAAACGCGGCCCCAUCUUCCUUAGCAACUGAAGAUUCCCUCUCCAUGGCAACAGAGGCUCCACCUUCCUUAACGACUGAGGUCCCUUCCUUCUUGGCAACUCACAGCCUGUUCUCCCUGGAUGAGGGGCCAGCUACCUUCCCCAAGUCGACCCAUGAUCCCAUCUUCAAAUUGGCAGACAAAGAGGCCAGCAGGACAAUAGUGCCCUCCAAGAGCCCAGACAGUUCUCUGCACCCCAAGAUGUUCUUGACAGGGACACGGGAGCCACUGCCCCACUCCCAGAAGGUGGGCAAGGCUGAGGCCGAGUUGCCUCCUUCCAGUGAGGUCUUGGCCUCAGUUUUUCCAGGCCAGAACAAGACAAGAGAGCUACCGGCCACACUGGACCACAUGGGACACACUUCCUUCAAGUCCCCCAAUGCCUCUGCCACUGCUAAUGUUGUGGGCGGGCGCACCCUGGCUCUGCAGUCAUCUUUGCCUGGUGCAGAGCCUAGUGUCAAUUCAGGGCUGAACUCGGGCCCUGGUCACAUCGGGGGCCCCCUUCUGGGAAUGCUGCUGCUGCCUUCCCUGGUCCUGGCUGGAAUCUUCUGAAGGAGUCACCACUCAAAGGGACAGAAGAUCUCAGUGCUUCCCUGAAACCCCUUGACCCCUCCUCGUCCCCUGGCUUCUUCCUUAAGCCACUGGAGUUUGGGGCUAUUCCCAGGAGUACCUCCUGCCUUCCCAGGCUGAAGAGGUCAGCUGUCCUCCUGCCGUCGACUCCCCACCACCCUGCCUCUCCACUGAAGAUGCUUCUUGGCUGAAGGCCCUCUGAAUGGACAAGGCUGCAGGGCCUGUGCCUCAUCUGCAGACACACCGUGGGGGCACAAGGCCGGCCACCUGGCCCAGACCCCUCCUGCCCCUCCCAUCUCAUUCCCUGGAUGGGUGGGGAUUCAGGGGAGAUCCCUGCCUACUAGGCUUGGGACUCUGCCUCUGCAGGUAGCUGGCUCUCCCUGAGUGCCCCCUCCCCCUACUCGCUGGUGUAGCUGGGGAGGGGUAUUAUGAGGGGCAGAAGGACAAGCUCCAACUGAAUGGGGUUCUACAUGGUGGCGGGGGGGGGGGGGGGGAGGGCAGGCAAGGACCAGGAAAGGGAAGCAGUCCCUGACUCCCGAAUAAAGCCUCUGGAAGAGUA
Messenger RNA from Mustela erminea (ermine), 1983 nucleotides. RefSeq names its product peptidase inhibitor 16 (gene PI16). NCBI's taxonomy places the organism in Eukaryota, Metazoa, Chordata, Mammalia, Carnivora, Mustelidae. The coding region runs from base 51 to 1406 and encodes 451 amino acids. Gene Ontology annotation, cellular component: extracellular region. The transcript has 7 exons. The record is from RefSeq and is a predicted model, not a curated record.